Messenger RNA from Chaetura pelagica (chimney swift), 2877 nucleotides. It is a transcript of the gene SYNE3, whose product is annotated as spectrin repeat containing, nuclear envelope family member 3. Gene Ontology annotation, biological process: nuclear migration. The transcript is spliced from 17 exons. The record is from RefSeq and is a predicted model, not a curated record. Gene Ontology annotation, cellular component: cytoplasm; meiotic nuclear membrane microtubule tethering complex; nuclear outer membrane. NCBI's taxonomy places the organism in Eukaryota, Metazoa, Chordata, Aves, Apodiformes, Apodidae. Gene Ontology annotation, molecular function: actin filament binding. Bases 7 to 2877 code for a protein of 956 amino acids.
AAUGCAAUGACUCAGCAGCUACAGGAUGAAUUUGACAGUAGUGUGGAGAUUGCAGAAGCUUGGAUGAAGGCCAUCCAAGAGAGACUGAAGAUCAAUGACAACACCAAGGGACCUCGAUCUGCCCUAGAAGCCAGACUGAGAGAGUCUGAGAAAAUACGUGCAUUGGAACCAGAAGGCAGCUUGAAAAUUGACUUGAUUCAUGUGAAGGCAGAUGCAGCUCUUCGCAACAUUGGUGAGGAUAAGAAGCACGAGGUACUAUCUAAACUGAAAGACAUUAAAGCCUUGUGGGAAGAGACAGCCAUAUACAUUACUCAUUGUCACAGCCGUCUUGAGUGGGUCUGGCUGCACUGGAGUGAGUACCUGAAAGCCCAAGAUGAGUUCUAUGCAUGGAUUCACAACAUGAAGGUGACCUUGGAGCCUGACAUCGAGUUACAGCUUGGCUUAAAGGAGAAGCAGUGGCAGCUAAGCCAUGCUCAGGUUUUGCUGAAUGAUGUCUUACAUCAGUCAGUCCUGCUGGAAAGGCUGCUAGAGGAAGCUGCUUCCUUGUUCAGCAGAAUAGGUGACCCCAGUGUUGAUGAUGAAGUUCAGGAGAAAAUGAGGCUGGAAUAUGAAGGAAUCAGAGAAGAAGCUCAGCGCAGAGUGAACCUGCUUGAAAAGAUAACCAAGGAACAUGAGCUGUAUAGCACUAACGUCAACCAGUUUCAAUUGUGGCUGAAUGGUGUGACAGAAAGAUUAAACUGCUGCCUCAGAGAAGCAACCAAGUCUUCAGCACAGGACAAGUUAAAGACACUGAAGGAAAUUGCAAAAAAAAUUAGGAACGGUGGAAAGAAAUGGAAGUACCUUGAACAUCAGUGUGCAGAGGUGAUUCAGAAUACCUCCCCACUUGGAGCUCACAGACUGAAGGAUGAACUGGAAGAACUAAGAAAAGCCUUGGAGAAGCUGAAACUGCUGAGUAGUGAGGAGGAGGAGAGACUGCUUAAGAUCCAACAGUCAGAAAGUGCCUACAAGUCCCAAGCCAGACAAUUAAAAGCGGAUAUCCAGGACUUCAGACAAGAUCUAGAGAGACUAGAAAAUGACCUGGACUCUGGGGAAAAGGAAAACACUGAAGAUGGAUUUGUAACUCUGUGGAGAAAAUGCAAUGCAACGAGAGCAGCUCUGGCUGCAGAAGAGUCCAAAGUUGAGAGGCUGAAGGCUCAGCUUAAGGAACUGCUACGAUUUUCCCAAGAUGUGCAGCCACAUGCUGAGAGUGUUGUCUCUACAAUACAGCUGUAUCAAAGUGUUAGAGGCAAGACAUCUAAAAUGAGCAGUGAUACAGAAAUCCAACUGACAAGACUCUUCCAAAAUCCCCUGCAAGAUUUUGAGCAGUGGAAGCCAUCAGUCCAGAUGCUCCUGGAGGCUUCGGAGCCAGCGCUGGCUCACGUUGAGGCUGCUCUAGUUGAAAGCUCCCAAUUCAAAGAGAAGUUAAUGACAUUACAGCUGAAGAAAGAUUUGCUAAACAAUAUCCUUGGUGAAGAAAAAGCAAAGUCUUUCCUGCAAGAAGUAGCUGAAGCUUCAAAGGAGAGAGAAAUUCUACACAAAAGUCUGCUGCAAUGCAAGAGCAAACUCCAGAAUCUGAUAUCACAACAUAAAGACUUUGACGCUGGUUUCGCACCUUUGCAGAAGAAAUUAUCUACCAUCCAAGCCAAAUUAGAACUAGAGAAGGAACCACGGCCUGACCUCUUGGGUAAAAAGACACAACUCCAGAGGCUCCAGAUGAUCCAGGAUGACUUGGCAGAACUUUGGAUUCAAAUGGAGGAUGUAGAGAAGCUUGUUCAGUCAAAUACCACACACAGGCAUGAAAUGAACCAACUUUCAUCUGAUUCUCAGGCCCUGAAGAGAUCAUUAGAGGUGAUGAUACAGCAAAGUGAAGAGCAUGUUCAGAAGCAUUGGGCAUAUAAUGACAAACUAUCUGACCUCCAGCAGUGGAUCACAGCAACUGCAGAGAAGAUUGACUCCUACCAGGGUGCUGAUGGACAGCAGAACACCAAGGGCAGGGUGGCAGACCUUGAGAGAUGGCUAGCUGAGUUUCCAGAUAAGGAGAUCCAGCUGCACCUUGUGGAAGCUCAUGGCCAGCUGGUCAUGGAGAAUUCUUCCCCAGAGGAGAUUGCCCAUGUCCAGGCAGAGCUGGAUCAGCUGAAGAAGUCAUGGAGAUCACUGAAGGAGAUGGCAAAAGGUCUUCUCGAACAGAGGCAGUUAAACAGACCAGUAGCUGAUAAGAAGAAGAAAAUGGUAUUUGUGGACAGCAGACAGAUGUCUGGACCUGGCUUCCAUCUUUUAGAUGUAGAUCCCAAGCAUAAGCAGAGGAUAGAAGGGCAAAAUGCAAGCAGCCACUUGAAGCUCGUACGCAACUUUGAAGAGUGGUUACAAGGAGAAAACACCAAACUGACCAAAAUUCUUGCUGUGACUUCAUCUUCUACCGAGGAAAUUAAGGCACGCCAGAGCAAACUGGAGGAACUGCAGUCUCGUGUGCCUGAUGGUCAGCAUAUUUUUGAGGACCUUCUUCAUCUUCAUGCUGUAAUUGGACAUUCUGAAGAUCUGGAGGAUCUGCGUUACCAAUGGAUGCUCUACAAAUCUAAACUGAAAGAGUCCAUGAGUUCACCGGUAAGUUCCAGCACUGAAGGACCAGACAAAUUCAGAGAUAGGCGCUCUGGACGUGUGUGCUCCUUCCUGCAUCGAGUGUGCUGGGCAGCACUGCCACUGCAACUACUCCUCUUGCUCCUCCUGCUCCUGGCUGUCCUCCUGCCCCUUGCAGAGGAGACCCACAGCUGCACACUGGCCAACAACUUUGCUCGGUCCUUCAAGCUGAUGCUGAGACAUGAGGGCCCACCUCCAACCUAA